This is a messenger RNA of Lottia gigantea (owl limpet), 438 nucleotides long. RefSeq lists its product as hypothetical. The record is from RefSeq and is a predicted model, not a curated record. The transcript is spliced from 4 exons. Bases 1 to 438 code for a protein of 145 amino acids. Lineage: Eukaryota; Metazoa; Mollusca; Gastropoda; Lottiidae.
AUGACUACACCAUCUAUAGAACAAGUAUGGAUAGGAAACAGACGGGCUAAGCAAAACAGGAUACAGAAUGGAAACUCUAAAAUGUAUCCUAAAUGUAGAAAGUAUUCAAGGGGGCCCACAGCUUACAGUCUGUUUGCCUCUGGUCAACCAAAAGGUGAUAUGGAUGGCGGAGACUAUCUGAAAAAAUUAGGGGAACAAUGGAAGUCUUUAGACCCAGCCUCUGUCAAAAAGUUUCAGACUGAGUCUAAAGAACUUCGUUGUACUCUUCUGAAAGGAAGAUCACGUAGUGAGGUUAUCUCACAGGAAAUAAAGGCCAUCCAAAAUUCGAUUAUGACCUUAGCUGAAGUGGGGUUUGCUAUUGGUGGAUUUGGUACAGAUCCGGAAGAUAUUCUCAAUAGCAAGAAUGAUAUCUGCUUUGUUACCUCAAAAGCGAGUUGA